UAGUAACGCCGGUAAUGCGCAGUUGACCGGGUAAAUUUUAUUUUCCAGCGAUAAAAUUCAAUAACGAGAGGAAAAUGUAAAGUCUUCAGAAUUGGAACAUUCGUUAAAGAAGAAGAAGAGCGCGGUCCAAACCAUGGAAUCGUUCCUUGAUGCGUCAAAAGUCGCUUUGUCACAAUUGUCGUCAUACCGAACCGUUCGCGUUGUUCUGGGCAAUCAGACGUGCGAUCUGGAUUCCACCGUGUGUACCCUGGUUCAAGGAUUCUUGGAGUAUGCCAUUGCUAAGAGGAAUGGACGGACCAACAUCGCCGUGAUACCAGUAAUGAAUAUCCCAGAGAAGGAAUUUCACGUCAAGACUGAAGUAAUUUACACCUUGAGAUCUCACGGUAUUCCACUGAAUUUACUAACGUUCAGAGAUCAGAUCAAUUUGCACGAUCUGCAGGACGACAAGAGCCUGCAGCUGAUUCUGGUCGAUCAUCAUACUCUCUUGGACGAAGACGUUGCGCUGAAACCUUUUGUUCUGAAAAUAAUCGAUCAUCGGCCACUGGACCCAGCUUGGUCUUGGCACCAUGUAUUAUUACUCGUAGACACUGUUGGCAGUUGUGCCACUCUUGUUGCACGCAAUGUUUUAGAAAGUAAUCCUAACAUGCUCGAUGCUCGACUUGCGAGCCUUCUGCGAGUUCCUAUAUUAAUCGACACGUAUAACAUGUCAGGUGAGGCUGGUCAAGCAACCACCACCGACGUUGAUGUGUUAAACACCAUCGAGCAACUUGGUGAGCUCGCAGCUGACAGAACUGAGGUGUUUAAUAAAAUCAUGUAUGUGAAAACCGACAUUAGUGAAUUGACUAAUAAAGAACUCAUGAUUAAAGAUCUGAAAGUAACGAAUGGUAUACCUCUUGCAGGAUUCUCUCUUUUGGUGGAAAAUUUCCUGAAGCGAGAUGAUGCAAAAGAAACAAUCGAACAAUUUGCCAAUGAUAGAAAUUGCACCGCCGUUGUUCUUAUCGGUCAAGAUCUGAGCAGUAAGCAUGUGUCUAGAGAUAUUGCAGUAUUCUCAAAGCAAUCUAAUCAAUUGGGAGGUGAUAUAAUCGAAGCAUUGACUUCUUCCACCGAGCCGAAUUUAAAUCUGGAACUGAUCACGGAGCUCCAAGAAGAAAAAUACAGCCUCCAUUUAUAUCGACAAAGAAAUGUCAAGAUAACUCAAAAAUGCAUACUUCCACUCGGCAUGGAAGAAGGAAAAAUUCCGGACGAAGCAAUCACAGCGUCGUCCAGUUACGAAAUGAAGUCCGUGGGUCCUCAAAACGCAAGAAUACGGCAGGAAAAAAAUGGUGGUGCUUGGUGUCCAAAAGCUCAAAUCAGCAGUGCGAUACGUGAAUAUCUGGAGAUUGAUCUGACGAGGGAUCACCUUAUCACUUGGACCGAGACUCAAGGUCGAUUCGGUAACGGUCAGGGUCAGGAGUACGCCGAAGCAUUCUUUUUAGAGUAUUGGCGUCACGAACAGUGGCAUCAGUAUAAAGAUUUAAAAGGGAAUAAGAUCCUGCGUGGUAACAGCAAUACAUAUCUGGUCGAGAAGCAGAAGUUGGAUCUACCAUUUGUCGCGAGCCGAGUAAGAUUCGUUCCUUACAGUCAGCAUCCGCGCACGGUGUGUAUGCGGGUCGAAAUUUAUGGCUGCGUCUGGAAUCAAGACAUCGUUAGUUAUACCGCGCCCAAAGCUGACAAAAUUGGACCUAACGGAUGUAACGUCGAGGAUACGUCAUACGAUGGCACGGAGAUCGAAAAUUUCUUGUUGAAUGGACUGGGGCAAUUAACCGAUGGUAUAAUUGGUAGCGGGAUUGAAUUUCUCAAAUCCGACAGAGUAACUAAUUGGGUCGGAUGGCAGGAUCGCGAAAAUGUCGAGCUGUUCUUCGAGUUCCAAGCGUCCCGGAAAUUCAGGAACUGUACGAUUCACGUGGCCAAUUUGCCCGAUCUAGACAUCGAGGCGUUCUCGACGUUGAGCUUUUGGUUUUCUCCGGAUGGUAAAGAGUAUCACGCGACACGAGAAACGUUUGAAAUGUUCGACAACCCAAGCGUCGUCCUUAACAGUAGCAACGAAAGAGCCAAUGGCAAAAAUAGCAUUUCCAUAUACGUUCCGCUGCAGUUGAAAGUCGGUAAAUUUGUCAAGAUAGAGUUAAAACCUCGGUCAAGAUGGUUGCUGCUAAGCGAGAUCACUUUUGAAACAGUUGCAGGCGCGAAGAACAGCACCGAUGGAGCUUCGGAACAAUUGUCGUGGGUGUAUUCAAACGGCAAUGAGAACGUCAAUCAAACGAUUAAUCAGGAUCAGGUUGCGAGGACGAGGCAGAUCGAGGACAAAGGGAGCAGAGACGAUAUCGAACUGGAAACUCAAAUCGAGGACAAAAUCAAAGCUGAAGUAGGCGACGAGGGGAGGGCAAUCAAUAGUCAACGUGGGCGCACAGCGACAGCGGGGAAAACGCAAGCCGACUCCAACGAGACGACGUUGGUGCUAAACGAGUCGAAUCUGACACCGGACGCUUUCCCCGUGAACAAUUCGCCGGCGUACAUCGGGCUGAUCAGCGCGGCGUUGACCGUGAUCGCCUUCUUCUCGAGUUGCACGAUUUUCCUGAUGAAGCAGAGAGGCCGCAACAAAGUAGCGCUGCUGCAAAAGCACACCGCGUUACUGUGCAGCUCGCCGGCGCCGGGCAUCACGAUCAAUACGAAGGAUAUCAAGUUACCUACUCCGAUUGUGGUAAACAAUCUGUCGCAGUCGAGGCUGUCGUUGAAGACCAAAAUUGUCCCGAACAUCGAUUACAAAUUCGGCGAGGCCGACACGAGCGAACAACGUAGCGCGUGCGAGAAGAUUAACAAGAUGCCAGCGGAACAGUACGUCAAAUGCGAGGCCAGAUCGAGUUAUAAAGCGGAACAUUUCGAUGGCAAAAACAGCGAAAAAAAUUUCACUGACGAAACGCGAGUGGAACGUAUGGUACCAACGAUGCCGAGAAAACUGAGCCACUCGCAAGCAGGAAAGAUGAAUCACAGAGUGUACGAGAGUUAUUAUGCAGCUACGGAUAUCUUAACGAUAAAGAGACGUGAUCAGCAACCCACCGUAAGUCUCUUCACACCGCUGCUCAUUCGGGAUUCUGUCGUAUCGUAUAAACGUGGCUCUUACGAUGUUCCACGUAUCUCCCGGCACCGAUUGAGAAUCCUCGAUAAGCUCGGCGAGGGCAACUUUGGCUUAGUUCACCUGUGCGAGGCGAAAGGUAUACAAAAUCCGGAUUCAGGUAUCCUUCAAAACCGUCAAGUAGUGAUAGUCCGAUCGUUGUGGCGUGGUGUCGUCGAUGCAUUGAGGGAAGAUUUCAUGAACGAUAUGCGCAUCCUGGCUGAGAUUCGCGACGUUAACAUCGCCAGGAUAAUCGCGAUUGCCGAAGAGGAACCUUUUAGUGCCAUUUUCGAAUACGGAGAACUUGGGGAUUUAUCCAGCUUCCUGAAGAGUCGCGAUCGCGACGUGCCGAUAAGUUACGAGUGCUCAUUAAAUCUGAUCGCGCAAAUCGCUUCGGGUAUGAAGUACCUCGAAAGUUUGAACGUGCCGCAUUGCGAUCUGGCAGCCAGGAAUUGCAUCGUCUGUAACGAUCUGCUGAUCAAAGUGUCCGAUCAGGCCAUGUAUUGCAGUAAAUACGACAGCGAGUAUUACAUGGACGAGUGUUACGCGAAGAUACCGCUGCGUUGGAUGGCAUGGGAAGCGGUUUUAUCGGGAAAACGAAGCUGCCAGUCGGACGUUUGGUCGUACGGCGUGACAAUUUGGGAGGUACUGACGCGCUGCGAGGACGUGCCGUACGCCGACCUGACCUCGGAACAGGUGCUGGAGAACUGCGGCUUGUGGUAUCACUCACCGGACAGCGGCGGUAAGAAGAGAUGCCCGCGUAUUCUCGAGCAACCGGUGUUCUGCACGGACGAUCUAUACCGGCUGAUGCUGAGGUGUUGGUGCAAGCGCGCGGAGGACCGGCCCAGUUUCCAGGAGAUUCACUGCUACCUCAAGAAGCUGACUCUGGAUUAAGUGUGCGCGAUGCGCGAAAAACAAAAGCAUUUUUCUGCGAGGGUUCCAGCAGCGGCAGCGGCGGCGGCGCGGACCAAAUCGAUUACAAUCAGCUAAGAAGCAUCCUGAUUGCUCUCUCCUGACCGCUUUUGUGACUUGAUCAUCGAUGUACGAACCAAGGAGUCGUCAAUGCCUAAAAACACAUCAACACGUGGGAUGCUCUCUGGCCACUAAAAUUACUGCUCAACUAGAUUUAUCGAAUUUUCGAUUACGAAUAAGCGUAGGUUAAUAAAACGUAACGAUAAAAGCAAAAAAAAAUUCGACGCGACGAAUAAUCGCACGGUUUCUCGUAAAAUAUUCUUAUGCGUAUGCCAAGAAAUAAUCCAAGGAAAUAAUCUCUUCCUCUCUACGAUUAUUUCCGUGUGACAAUCGAGAGCGUGUACUCGGGAGGAAUUUCGAGAGCAAAUGUGAAAGAUUCGUCUACUUAUUUAUUAAUUUACAUAUCUCUCCAUCUCUCUCUCUCUAUCUCUCUUUACGCUUAUAUAUAUGUGAUACUCAUUAUCAUUUUUACUAUUAGAAGAAUCGCUCCAUGUCUUCUAUAGCUGUUACCCGAAUAGUCAAUCGUAGCGCGAUCACGACGUGAGCGAGCUCCGCUGCAAAGCUCCUUGAACGCGAAAGUUCAUUGAAUUUAAGACGCGGCUCUUGCGCGAAGCUCACUCGCGCACGUAUAUUUCGCCGACUGGGUACUCUGUGUUAUCAUAAGGAUUUGUUGCGCGUAGCCGAGGCAAAAUAAUUAUAUAAGUAAAAUCGGCAUAAUGCGAGCGUAAUACUAUAAUUACGUGUCGAGGAAUGACAAUCAGUUUUGCUCACCUACUUGUAUGUACUGAUUUUACGAAAAAAAAUAUCAUGAUAUACUCGUAUUGAUCGAUUCAGCUUAUCUAUCUUACGAGGCAAGUGGAUCGUUUGAUCUUUAAUCAAAUUUCGCGACGAUGACGCACGUUUUAAAUAGAGAUACUCUUCAUAUAUCCUUUCUUAUAUAUCUUAUAUAUAAGCUAAGUCAUCAAUUUUCAUUCAACAAUACAUAAUAAUUAUCGCGGGAUGUAUUUUAAAACGCGGGCGCUAUUUAUGGAUCGUGUUAUCGCGUCUCUUAUUAAUUCUUCCGAUUUAAGAGUAAGAGUAUAUAUCUGAGCUGCAUCUGUGCCAAAAAUAGUCGUAAUUCAAAAAAACAAAAAGGACACGUUUUCAGAAAAAACGUAGGAUUCACACGCGGAUAUUUUUCACCGUUCGAUGGUUAUACAAGAAAAAGUCUCGAAAGCACAAUUCCGUUUUAGGAUACAACCUGUACGCGAGAAUGAUACUGAUACUAACGGGGAAAACAAUGGGAAACUGAGCAAGAGAGCAAAAUAUGAGAAUCACAAUUACGAAUAUUGGAAAACAACGACGAUAAUAACGAUUACGAUAAACGUACAAUUUUAGAUUAUAUAUGUUUAUAACAGAUGUAACGUUUAAUUAAAUCAGAUUUGUAAUA
Messenger RNA from Ooceraea biroi (clonal raider ant), 5549 nucleotides. RefSeq lists its product as uncharacterized. The record is from RefSeq and is a predicted model, not a curated record. Gene Ontology annotation, cellular component: plasma membrane; cytoplasm; signaling receptor complex. Gene Ontology annotation, molecular function: collagen binding; protein tyrosine kinase collagen receptor activity; pyrophosphatase activity. Gene Ontology annotation, biological process: positive regulation of neuron projection development; multicellular organism development; positive regulation of phosphatidylinositol 3-kinase/protein kinase B signal transduction. Lineage: Eukaryota; Metazoa; Arthropoda; Insecta; Hymenoptera; Formicidae.